Molecule: messenger RNA, 3359 nt
Organism: Closterium sp. NIES-67
Lineage: Eukaryota; Viridiplantae; Streptophyta; Zygnematophyceae; Desmidiales; Closteriaceae
Source: the annotation of a GenBank genome assembly
CCCUGCCUCUCUCACUCCCGCCACCCCCGAUAGUAUCCCGCCCGACUUUAUCAGGUGCUCCUGGCAGCGAACAGCACGCCGUGUGUCGCGGACCACCGCUCUGCAAGUGACAGUCUUCGCAGGCGCGGCUUGGAAAUCCUCGGCGCCUCAACUUCCAUGCCCCUACAAGUCGGGCGUGUGGGUCGCUGCCCUCGACCCGCGUGCUAACGCGGCGCUGAGCAGAGCGAUCUCCUCGCUGCCCGCCAUGGGUCCGCUCGCCCGGGAGUCGCCGCGCGUCAAGAGGCCGCCUCGCGAUGCAUCGCUGCCUCGCCCGUCGCGUCCGUCGCUGCCGGACGGCUUCGAGUCGGACGGCGACGCCAGGAGCGACGGCGAGGCGUGGAGCGACGGCGAGGCGUGGAGCGACGGCGAGGAGCGGUCGGCGGUGACCCUGCUGGACGGCACCGCCGCGGACCACGCGCUGGCGCCCGCCUCGACAAGCGCUGAUACCCGACCCGCCAAGUUCCGCUGCCUGCAGUGCGCCAGCUCCGCGCAUCCCUCGUGGCUCUGCGACGCCCCGCCGCCAGCCGCCCGCUGCGCGCUCUGCGCCGCCAAGGAGAAGGGCAAGCGCCCCCUGCCGUGCCCGGACGUCGUCACCGCUCUGAACCGCAUCAAAUCGUUUCGAGCGGUGGCAGACGUCGCAGGCAUGCAGGCUGCGAUCGAUGGCUUGCAGCGGGGCGGCCAUCGGCCGCCGCUGGAGGCGUUUUCGCAGGUGAUUGCGACGCACGCGGCGCUGGGCGAACCGGACAAGGCGGAGGCGGUGCUGGCGGAGAUGGAGGCGGAGGGCGUGGCGCCGGACGCCGUGUGCUACAACGCGGUGAUCAACGCGUUCUGCGGGCGCGCGCGCAUGGACGAGGCGGUGCGCGUGCUGGCGCGCAUGCGGUUCAACGGGUGGGAGCCCACCGCCAGCACCUACAACACUCUCAUUAAGGGCUUCGGCGCCGCCAAGCGCCCGGACGACGCCGCGAGAGUCGCGGAGAUGAUGGUGGGCCGCGCGGGCGCCGCGGCAGGGCGGCGCAAAGGCGGGCGGAGCUGGUCGCGGGAGAAGCAACGGGGGACGGGGAGGGGCGGGGAGGAGGCGGGGAAGGGCGGCGAGUUGCGGACAUACAACAUGGUGCUGAACGCGUGGUGCGAGCAGGGCGACGUGGAGCGCGCGCGCGCCGUGCUGCGCGACAUGCGCGCGGCGGGCGUGGCGCCGGACGCGGUGUCGUACAACACGCUGAUGAAGGCGUACGGCCGCCUGGGCCGCCCCAACGACUGCGAGCGCGUGCUGCGCGAAAUGGUCAACGCGCUCGUGCGCCCCACCGCGCGCACGUUCGGCAUGAUGGUGCGCGCGCUGUGCGACGUGGGGCGCAUGACGGACGCGCAGGUGGUGGCGGAGCGCAUGCGCGAGUGGGACGUGGCGCCGAACGCCGCCAUCUUCAACACCAUCAUCAAGGGCUACUGCCAGGCCGGCCAGCCCGUCCCCGCCGCGCAGGUGCUGCAGAGGAUGCGCCUGGCGGGCGUGGCCCCCGACCUCGCGUCGUACUGCACGCUCAUGAACGCGUGGAGCACGGCAGCCCGCCCCGACCGCGCGCGCGCCGUGCUGGACGAGGCGGUGGCGGCGGGGCUGACGCCCGACGUGGAGGCGUUCUCCGUGCUGGCCAAGGGCCACCUGCGCGCGCGCCAGGGGGACGCAGCGGCACGGCUGCUGGACGAGAUGCGUGCCGAGCACGGCAUCGAGCCGAACGUGGUGACGUACACGACGGUGAUGGGCGCCUUCUGCUCCAUGGGCGGGCGCAUGGACGACGCCAUGGCCGUGUACGAGCGCAUGCUGGCGGGCGGCGUGCGCCCCAACGCGUUCACCUUCCGCACGCUCAUCUGGGGCUUCUGCGAGGCGCGCCUGCCGCACCGCGCCGAGGCCGUGCUGCGCAUGAUGGAGGGCGCGGGCAUUCCGCUGGACGCGCGAUGCUACGAGCAGACGAGCAUCGCGUGGCAGUCCGUGGGGCUGUGGCGCGACGCGCAGCGCGUGGUGGCGGAGAAGAGGGACAAGUGCGGCGCGCAGGCGGGGGCAGGGAGCAAGCUGAGCAAGCGCGACGAGAGGGGGCGGCGGGUGAGGGCGGACGGGGGUGGUGCUGCGGGAGGGGUGGCGAGAGGAGGGGGUGGGGGCAGCAGGGCGAGUGAGGGAGAAGAUGGAGAGGGACAGGCGGGCAAUGGGGCGAGCCACGGCAGCAGCAGCAGCAGUGAUAGCAGCAGAGGCAACAGUAGUAGUGGUGAUAGCAGUAGGAGUGAGAGCAGCAACAAUGGUGAGGGGAUCAGCAUUGAGAGCAGUAGCAGCAGGGGCGAGAGUGCAGCGUUGGAGGGCGAGAGUGCAGCGUUGGAGGGCGAGAGUGCAGCGUUGGAGGGCGAGAGUGCAGCGUUGGAGGGCGAGAGUGCAGCGUUGGAGGGCGAGAGUGCAGCGUUGGAGGGCACGAGCAGCAGCAACGCAGCAGCUGAAGAGGCAGACGCGACGGGGGCAGUGCGGGUGAGAGGAGAGGAUAGGAGCAGGGCAGUGGGCGGACCAGGAGUGGUGAACGGCGAGGAAGGCAGGUGGGCGAGAGGCAGUGGGAGAGGCAGUGUCACUCGCAUAUGGCAGAGACCAUCCCUCACACAGCCACCCUCCCUCCCCCAAGGGGAGGUGGCAACUGGUGCAGGCUCCACCCAGUCAGAGCGGCAGAGGUCCCCUUCAGCCGCCAUGCUGCUGUGCGCUCUCCCCCUGCCGCCCUCCCCCCCUUCCCUGCCAUGGCCCCAUCGCCAUGCCUCCCACCGCUGCCACCACCCCCUCCGCCUCACCUCUGCUCUCACCUGGGCUGCCGCACUUGCUGCUUCGCAAUGCACCCUCCCCCAAUCCACGCCUCUCCUCUCCCCCUUUGCCACUGCCACCCGCAGCACGCAUGGCGUUACGCAGUGGCCAUGGAGGCCUCCGUUCCCUGCACUAUCCCACUCCAUGGCCCGCCUGCCCGCCCGCCCCAGCAUGCCCGUGCUGCACAUGCUGACUCGCCCUGCCUCACAGGCUCUCCAAUGGUCCCGCACUCCCCGGGCACUGGCACGCAUGGGUGGCAGCGCAAGGGGCGCGACAGGCGCAGCAGCAGUGGCCUCGCAGACCAGAGGGCGCUCACGGAAUUUGCCAGGGAGAGCACUUGCGGUUGUGAUGAUUUGAUUGCCGCAGCGCCAGGUAGAACUCUAUCUGUAUCCACCUCAUUGCACAGGUUUAGCCCAAUGUUCUGGAAAGAGUUGCUUAGAAGUGCACAUCCUCUGUCUGGUUACUGUACCUGAAUAUGUGCUCAACGAAACCAUAACGAAAU